AUGGAGGAACAGCUCAUGGAAUACUCGACCAUCUUGGGUGUUUGCGGACAAAGUCAGGACGUAUGCUUCGCCUUUGUGCAGGAUUUGCAGAAGGCGUACGACACGUUCGACGACUCUGAAGCACCUGCUGCGCGGCUCCUCCACUCGAUGAUCAUGGACACGCACCAAGCGGCGACCGCACACACGGACGCAAUGAUUGCGAUCUUCCAGUGGUGCUACCUUGCCGUGCCCUUGCUUACGAUGUACAUCGACCAGCUGCGAAGCGAGCCCAGCGCCGACGCUGCCGCGUAUCUUUCGCUUCUCGAAGUAGGCAAGGACAUGUUGGCCAGGGCCACCAAGAAGCUCAAACUUAGCAAAGACACGCUCAACAAGGUGACCGGUGCCAAGAUAACCCUUCUCACUCGUGUUCGACAAGACUUGAAGGCCGCGCGUGCCAAGCACGAUAGCAACUACAUCACCACGGUCGAGGUCGGCGCCUUUGAGAGCAUUUGGCGCGGCCUCGUCAACAUUGUGGUAUCCGGUGUCGCCGAUACGAAGGCGAAGAUCGAGACGCGCCGCACCCGGAACAACGAGGAGCUAGACGCACAAAUUGUCGCGGUGACUCAACAGAUGGCCGCCGCCAAAGUCGGCGUCAAAUGCGCCGAUGUCGGUGGACGCAAAGCCGACAUCGUGUACACACGUGACGUAAAUGAAGUGAGUACCGUCGAAACCCAGCGCAAGAUCACCGCGGUGUUUCUUGGCAUUCCGAAUGUAGACCGGCAGAUUCAAGUUGCGACCCAGCUUGUCGACAUGUGCAACCUUUUCAUGGCCAGACGCGAGCAGUAUCUUCGGGAUUAG
Molecule: messenger RNA, 837 nt
Organism: Saprolegnia diclina VS20
Lineage: Eukaryota; Oomycota; Saprolegniomycetes; Saprolegniales; Saprolegniaceae
Exons: 1
Coding region: 1-837 (278 amino acids)
Source: RefSeq, a predicted model, not a curated record